Molecule: messenger RNA, 2092 nt
Organism: Drosophila mauritiana
Lineage: Eukaryota; Metazoa; Arthropoda; Insecta; Diptera; Drosophilidae
Exons: 2
Coding region: 422-2074 (550 amino acids)
Molecular function (GO): zinc ion binding
Source: RefSeq, a predicted model, not a curated record
AUAUUAAGUAUAUCAAUUUCCUGAUAUCAUAAAUCUACCGAAUUAUGCAAAAACAUGUUGUUUUUAUAGCAACUUUUUAUGUAAAUAUACUCCGGCAUAGAAACUUUCUGUCGUGCACGUGUUCCCAUUUUUUCGGGAUUUUCACAAUUGCAGAUAGAAUCGAGUUGGCAGCGCCUUUUGGAGUUUAGCUUUCCGUGUCACUUCAGUUUCGAUGUUCAAUAGUAAUUCAGUCCAAUCAUUUUUCUUGUCGAAGGUGUUUAACUGAAAGUCUGUGUUUAUUGUGAAAAGAGCUACUCUAAUAUCAUAAACAAAAUUCAGCAAACUUUUGAGUUUUUGCUUCGCCAACGACGAUUCUCAGCGCUCAAUUGGUACGCAAUAUCAUCCGUGCACGAAUUCCAUUGCAAAAAUCUCUUCAAGCACCAUGGCCCACCAGAUGCGCAAUCCGCCGGAGCGCCACUUUGGCCACCGCUGCGUGAACUGCAAGAUAUCCGAUUUCCUGGGCCGCCGCUACACCUGCCGGUUCUGCGCGGACUACACCUUGUGCGGCAAGUGCUUCGAUGACAACCGUCUGCCGGAUUCGCCUCAGCAUCGCUAUUACCAUCCGAUGAGUGUGUACUAUGCCUACGCCGAGUACGAGCUGUACUUCGGCGGCGAGCCGUUCGGCGGUGAUCAUAAAGUGGCCCAGAGCUACAAGUGCGCCCUGUGCGAUGUUCGCGGCCUUUCUACCGCCAAUUUGUUCAGUCACCUACAGCAGGAGCAUCGCACCCACCGUGACCACAAUGCCUACAUGUCGUUGGUCAAUACCCUCUAUAUGGCGGACAACGCAAUGGAGCAACCGGUGCCAGUACCGCAGCCCUUAAGCCAAGCGCGCUCGAAUCGAGCUCGCAAUUUAGCAAGCCUUCGAACAGUAGCCGGUGGCAACACGCGGGCCGAGCAGUUAUUUAAUGCCGAAUUCAACCUGGUCCUAUUGGUUGUGGAGCUGGACAAUAUGGAUUCAACUGCCGACGACUUUCCUGAACGCUGCUUUGAGAUACUGCAGCAGACUGAAACUGUGCUUAUGCAGCACAGAAGUUCCAGAGUGCCGGACACGGAGACGAUUGAGUCUUUUGUACGCAUUGUCGAAGAUCAGGUGAUGGCUAGCAUGGCCGAUCGUCGUCAGCGUCUGGGCGGCUUCGCAUUACCUCGGCUGACCCGCGGUGAAGCAAUCGCUCCUGGUGCUAAUGCGUUAGCUAUGAGCUUGCGUGAUGCCAUGCCCGUUGUGUUUGACCGGCCGACGGCUAGGCGUGCCCGAGAGCCUAUCGGGCUAACCCCUAAAUUGGCGGUGUCUUCUGGCAGCGAAAAGGCGGGUUCCAGCUCUGGGGCAGCCAAGCAUCAAAAGGUCCCGACCCAAACGAGUGCGCAAGGAGAAAAGGCUACCAAGAAGAUGUCAACUGUCAUUAUUUCCCCACUCAAGGAUAAGCGCUUUUUGUGCUCGAAAUUAGUGAGGGGAAAUGCCCAAAAGAUGGAAACCAAAUUGCACAAAGCUACCUUUACCGAGGCCAUAUUCUGUUCGAUGCUGGCAGACGAAGAGCUGUUCCAGCCGCCAAUUGGUCUGCCCUGGACUGCGAAUUUCAUGUCGGGCGCAGUCGAGCCAUUAGGCAGUGUAAACCCAAAUGGGAAACUAUUGCUGUAUCCUGUUAAAACCAAGGUAUUAAUGGAAAGCUUCUACAAAGGUCUCGCCGAGUACAAAACUUGGAUGGGAUUGGAUCAGACCGACCCAACGGCCGAUAGCAAGGCAACUGAAGUCCCAGUCCCCCCCAACAGCUCGACUUAUUUCGCAGUUUUUGACGAUAUUCCAUACGCUGAUUCCGGAUCGGAUGAUUUGGAAAGUGGUAAUAGUAAUGAGUCAGAAGAAAUGGCCAGCGAUUUGCAUGCCGAAGAAGACGACGAUGAUUUAGUCGAAUUGGAGGAGGACAAGGAAAGCGGCGAGGAAGAAAACCAAGAUGAGGGCGAUGAAGCUUCGGAUUCCGACUUCUCUGAGUCAGCCAUUUCUCAAAUCACCGACUUCAUAGAAAUGGUCAUCCAGGACGAAUAGGCGGGCAGCCAGCCAGCA